Molecule: messenger RNA, 591 nt
Organism: Linum tenue
Lineage: Eukaryota; Viridiplantae; Streptophyta; Magnoliopsida; Malpighiales; Linaceae
Source: the annotation of a GenBank genome assembly
AUGAAGAAGAGCAUCCGGUGCUGCAUCUCGUGCAUCCUGCCGUGUGGGGCCCUGGACGUGAUCCGGAUCGUCCACACCAACGGGCGCGUGGAGGAGAUCAGCGGCUCCAUACGCGCCGCCGACGUCAUGAGGCUCCACCCCAAGCACGUCCUCAAGAAGCCCUCUUCCUGCAUCGGCGCCGUCGUCCCCAAGAUCGUCAUCGUGCCCCCCGACGCCGAGCUCCAGCGCGGCAAGAUUUACUUCCUCAUGCCCCUCCCGCCCGACGCCCGCUCCAACAAGAAGCAGCGGAAAGACCACCACCGCCACCACAACCGGAAUAAUGUUGUUGUUGUUAGUAACAUUAACGACCACGACAAUCAUAAUAAUAAUAAUACUGUAAUUAGCAAGACCGAUCAUUCUUCCACAUCGGAUGUUGUCGUGUCGUCGGAUGAUCGGUACCUGAGCGAGAUUAUGUCGGAGAAGCAGAGGGAUCACCGGCGGCGAGGGCGGGCCGGCGUGUGGAGGCCUCAUUUGGAGAGCAUUUCUGAGUCUGCCAGCUUCCUCAAUGUCCCCACUACUCAUCCUGAUGAUGAGGAUGAUGAUUCUUUUUAA